AAUUUAAUGACGUUCCAGUUCCUCAAAACCGAGGAAUGUAGACUUUAGAUUAGUCCUACGGAAAAAAUGAAAACGUGUUUUAAUAUUAAUUACUCAUUCCUUUAUUCAAAAAUGAUCAUUUGCGCUCGCAGACACGCGCGCAUAAGGCUGACAAUGAAACUCGCCCGUUUGCUGAUCUUGGCGGCGCAGCCCAGCUGAUUAAGACUUGAGAAGGGAUAAUGAAGUAAGGGAUAUGAAGAAUGCUUUUAAUUGUUUGAAGUUUUUACUUUUUGUUUGCUCUACCCAUCAUCAUCAUCAUCAUCAUCAUCAUCAUCAUCAUUUUUAAUGUUUGUUAACCAAUAUGUUGUAUCAACUUUAUAUUCCCAUCUUGUUUUCUCUCAUCACAUCAGUAUCGGCUUAUUGGAUACAAUUCUACUCCGAGCCCAGAUGCGGCAGUAAAGAGAUUCUUCGUUCUUGGAGCGGAUCAACAAGUCGAGGAUGUCAGACACGGUUUUCCAAGCCGGCCACUUCGGCGCUCGUCACCAAUAUCGGAACGUCGGAUGACAAUACAGUUGUAGUGUUUUACACCUCCCAAGACUGUAAUCCUGAAACUGCCAUUGUGCGAGUAGAAAAGGGAUGUGUUGGGAUUGAAAGCGCGAACCUUGGGAUUAAAUAUCAGUCGUUUAAUGUUGUUCGGACUUUUGAAUCGGCCGGGCUCACGCCGAUUUCGAAGAAUGCGUUUACGUAUCAACACGGUGGAAUUGCGCUUUAUAAAGGUACGAAGUAUAGGUGGUUAAGGCAGGAUGAUGGGUCGUUUCGAGGGGUUGUCCCCGAGGAAUGGGAUGAUGCUGUCCUUAAGCAGAGAGGUAUUACUGAUUCGGUGGGUUGACGGGACGGUUGUGUUAAUUGGAAUCAAUACCAUGUGAUGAAGCUAGGAAUCCUCGACGCGAUGCCCCGAAGCUUGUUUUAGCACAGACCAAGCUUGUAUUCGAUGAGCAUUACCUUAGGUAAAAGGAGAGCUAUCGGGGUGUUGGAGACAUUGCUAUAGUUUUCGACGUCGAACGGGAAUUAUGAAUCCUUCAUGCGUAUCUGAGCGCUAAGAAAAAGGGGCAAAUAACGCAAAACUUCCCCUCACCGAGAAAAGCAUGCGACCAUGCAAGAGCCUCUUUGACGGAAUGUAAUGAUGGGCAAGGAUCAUCAAAUUAUCCAUCUGCAAAUGCUUGAAGACAUCAAAGAAAUUGGCAUGCACAAUAUUUGUCGAUCGGGUAAUGUUCGAGAUACUUACGAACGACGUCAUCAGCGACAGUUGCAUAGAUUUAUGCAUAUAUGACGAUAUUCAAGCUGAGAGAUUGUUGGACGUUUGGUGAUUGAAGUGAAGUAGGAGCAUUGUUGAAUAACCAAUCGCACUUGCGUCAAGAAUUGGCCAUCAGCUCAAGGCGGGAGACGACUAACACCGAAAGAGGGUUAUUACUCGUGGGAAACAACUUUGCUUUACAGCCGGCGU
Sclerotinia trifoliorum is the source of this 1483-nucleotide messenger RNA. The record is from the annotation of a GenBank genome assembly. NCBI's taxonomy places the organism in Eukaryota, Fungi, Ascomycota, Leotiomycetes, Helotiales, Sclerotiniaceae.